GGGGCUUCCGUCCGAGUGGGGGCAUAAACUACAUGACAGACUGUUGAACCUCAAGCUAAAACCAGGGACACCGAAAUGGACUGAAGUUUUGUUUCCCUUUUAAGCCAGCUGACCGACAUCUGCAGGGAACCAGGCUGGGGUGUGAAAAAAAUGUGAAUCUUUUUUUUGUUGUCGCAUGAUGAUUGGUGGUGCACUGUCUGAUCUGUUUUAAUUUUGGUCUUGAAGUUGUUUUCCAGCGAUUUUUAGAUGGAGUAUCAGCCCAUUAUGAGCCAGCAGAACAGCAACUACGGAAUAUCCAACCCCGGUUAUACCCUGGCAGCGGGGGGGCGGCCAGGUAACUUGAGGCUUGUGUCAGCGCGGCGGCGGCUGGAGCUGCGCGUCUCAUCGAUCCAAGUCAGGUUUUCAUUUGGGACCGAGCCAUUGUCUGUGAUGCUUUAGUGUACAACUGUUGCUGUGAAACCCUGUCAGAAUGGAUGUUAACACGGAGGGGCAGGCAAUGUUCGCCCCACCCGCCGCUGCUGGUGCCGCUGCCGACGGCCCCAGCGCUCCUCCGGCCGGCGUGUUUGACAGCAUGCCUGGCUACGAAGGAACACUGGCAGGAGGAGGAGGUGGAUUUCUGCCCCCUCCCAUGCCCGCUUGCCCAGUUGUCCCUCCUGAGCCUGGACCUGAACAACCACAUUGGAAUAUCCCUUCUAUAACUGAAGACACUGCUCGGGAGGCGUUAGUGCUGUUCGCCUCCAGCAAGUGUUGCUACAGUUCAGCACCGGCAAAGGAUGGCCUGAUCACCAACAUGGAGGCUUUCAAUACAUACAGGUACCGCCUGGAAACCUUCACUGAAACAAGAUCUACAGAGUGGAGUCACGAGCCAUAUAAGGGUCAGCCAGUGGAUGCCUUCGCCCAACCACCUCCAGGGCCUUGGGAUAUUCCAGCUAAAAUCCCGAGUUUUUUUCUGGAUGACAAACAGACUAUCAAGGUUCCCUACACAUCAUCUAUGAAGAGCUGCCACAUUUGUUUGGGAAUGGGGCGAAAACCUUGCAAAGACUGUGCCGGCGCUGGUAAUAAAGUUUGUUGGGUGUGCAAUGGAUCUGGUUUCCGCCACGGAGAUGAUCGAUGCCACCAAUGCAAUGGAAGAGGAAGGGACAACUGCAGCCACUGUCAUGGGCAAGGAUCAAAACAAUGUGACGUGUGUCAGGGAAAACAGCAGCUUCUGGUUUACAUCAACCUCACUGUGAAAUGGACCAACAACUGUGACAGUUAUGUUGUUGAACAAUUGAGCGGACUGCAGGUGAACAACCUCAGCACAGUGUCUGGCAAGGAGCUUUUCAGAGACUCUCAGUACAUGGUAUACCCAGUGAUGGGCUUCCCAGACCCUGCAGUGGUGAAUAAUGCACAGCGCCUGGUCAAUGAACACCAGGGCAAGUACUCCCAGACAUCACGCAUUCUACAGCAGCGUCAAACCAUAGAGCUGAUCCCUGUAACCAAGGUGACCUACUUGUGGAAAGGGAAAUCAAACAUAUACUUUGUUUACGGAAAUGAAUUCAAAGUGAAUGCAGAUAACUAUCCCGCUACCUGUUGCUGCUGUACUGUAAUGUGAUUGCAGUGGCUGCGUAUGAAGUUGCUUACCUUCCAAACCAGUGGACAUCUGAUUAUGUUACUGACACAUCAGUUCUACUGCAUAAUGGAGCAUUCCCUGCCAUGUCGGCAGUAAUGACAUUGUUUAAGUUUGUCAUUAAACAGAUUAAACGCAGCGGCAUUUAACCAUGAAGCUCCUACAAAGCAGUAGAACCGCUGUUGCUUCUUGAAUAAGCAGUCUUAAAGGCUACACAGAAAGUCGAUUUACUCGUGACAAACUAUCACAACAUAACUAAGAAAGUCAUAUUGUUAUGGGCAAUUUGUAUGCAUGCAUGCAUCUUAGAAAAAAAAGGUUACUGGUAGUAAUUCAAGUUAAUCUGAACCACAUUCCCUGAUAUCCGAACCUUAUUAUUCUUCUAUGACAUCAGUGAUAUUUUAUUAUAGUCAGAAUAACCAGCUAUUUCAUACAAAAUAUAUUUUUUGUUGCACCUCUAUUUUAUGUUAUCAAAUUAACAUUUCAUCCUGACCCGUUCGCUUUUAAGGUAACUUUAAUUAUUUUUGAUACGAAUGUUAAUUUUGUAUUAAAUGUGUAUGAUCACGCACUAUUAAACAUUUGUAAUCGCUUUGCAAUGAUUCAGCCAUUGGAAUAAACGUUCUUUCACAUCA
Messenger RNA from Scophthalmus maximus (turbot), 2238 nucleotides. RefSeq names its product ssu-2 homolog, related sequence 1 (gene ssuh2rs1). The record is from RefSeq and is a predicted model, not a curated record. NCBI's taxonomy places the organism in Eukaryota, Metazoa, Chordata, Actinopteri, Pleuronectiformes, Scophthalmidae. Bases 470 to 1594 code for a protein of 374 amino acids. The transcript has 14 exons.